AUGUCAAGACCUGCUGGAAGAACUAUUUUGGCGUCUACCAUCGCCAAACCUUUUCAAGAAGAAGUCAUCUCGGCUGUAAAGAAAUUGAACUUCAAACCAACCUUGGUGGGCCUCUUAGCAAAUGAGGACCCAGCUGCUAAAAUGUACGCCAAUUGGACAAGCAAAACUUGUGAAUCCUUGGGCUUCAAUUACAAAUUGAUUGAGGUGAACAAAAAUGAGUUGGAAACGUCGUUGAUCAAAGCCAAUAGAGACGAUGAUGUAAAUGGUAUUAUGGUUUAUUUUCCAGUGUUCGGAGACAAGCAAGACCAAUAUUUGCAACAGUUGAUUUCUCCUGAGAAGGAUGUUGAAGGGUUGAAUUUCUUAUACUACCACAAUCUUUAUCAUAACGUGAGGUUUUUAGAUCCACCUAGGAACCAACAAAAAUCGAUCUUGCCCUGUACCCCUCUUGCAAUGGUCAAGAUAUUGGAAUAUUUGGGUGUUUAUAACAAAAUCUUACCAUACGGGAACCGUUUGUAUGGGAAAAAGAUUUUAGUUGUUAACAGAUCGGAAAUAGUAGGAAGACCAUUGGCAGCUCUACUUGCAAAUGAUGGUGCCACUGUAUAUUCUGUCGAUAUAAACAACAUACAACAAUUUACACGUGGUGAUGAUUUGCUGGAACACAGACAUUUGGUUGUUGAUUUGAACGGUGACGACUACACCGUGGAGAAGCUUGCACCUCAAUGUGACGUUAUAAUCACCGGUGUCCCAUCCGAAAACUACAAAUUUCCCACCAAUCUCGUGAGACAUGGAACAAUAGUGAUCAAUUUUUCAAGUUCAAAAAAUUUCGACGAUGAAAUCAAACAAAAAGCUGGUUUGUAUGUGCCUUCAAUUGGUAAAGUCACAAUUGCUAUCCUACUUAGAAACUUGAUACGGUUGAUCGAUAAUAAGAAGAUCAGAGCAAACGAGGCCAAUGAAGAAACAUCAAGAUAG
Lodderomyces parapsilosis is the source of this 969-nucleotide messenger RNA. Its product is annotated as methylenetetrahydrofolate dehydrogenase (NAD(+)). Gene Ontology annotation, cellular component: cytosol. The record is from RefSeq and is a predicted model, not a curated record. Bases 1 to 969 code for a protein of 322 amino acids. Gene Ontology annotation, molecular function: methylenetetrahydrofolate dehydrogenase (NADP+) activity; methylenetetrahydrofolate dehydrogenase (NAD+) activity. Gene Ontology annotation, biological process: purine nucleobase biosynthetic process. The transcript has a single exon. Lineage: Eukaryota; Fungi; Ascomycota; Pichiomycetes; Serinales; Debaryomycetaceae.